GAGGGAGGAGGGCUGAGGGCGGCGAGCUGGAGCUGGCAGGCGGCGGGAGCCCGGGCGAGCCGCGUCGCUCGGGUGUGCAGUCUCCAUGGCAGUGCUGGGCGCAGCCCGAGUGAGUCCAGGAGGCUGAGCACCACCCCCAGGAUCCUUGGGGGCGUCCAGAAGACCCGGAGCGGUCAAGAACCAGAGAAAGAAGGGAGUUGGAAGUCCUGGCAUGAGGACCAAGGCUCCCCAGCCAGUUUCCUAGUGGGGGAGCUAUCAGCUUGUCUCCCCGUUACAAGGAUACUUCUGGAAGGGCCCCACCCAACAUGAAGGCUGAGGACCACCUCUACUGACCCUCAGUCUCCUCCCCCGCCAUCCCUGCUGGACCUCAGCUGGGUCAGUCACGCAAUGCUGAGCAAGAGGGGUGGCCUAGGGGCGGCCCACCUCACUCCGGGGCAAGGACUGUGGGCGUCAUGGGGGUGCGUGUGAGCGGGGCUCCUGGGUGAGACCCAGCCCCCACCCCCAGGAGUUCAAGGGGGGUGGGGGGACCGAGGAAGGAUGGCUCGGGGCGGGGCGGGGGCAGAGGAGGCCUCCCUCCGCUCGAACGCGCUGUCCUGGCUGGCCUGCGGGCUGCUGGCGCUGCUGGCCAACGCCUGGAUCAUCCUUAGCAUCUCAGCCAAGCAGCAGAAGCACAAGCCACUGGAGCUGCUGCUCUGCUUCCUGGCAGGCACGCACAUCCUCAUGGCGGCCGUGCCCCUCACCACCUUCGCUGUGGUGCAGCUGCGGCGCCAGGCCUCCUCCGACUAUGACUGGAAUGAGAGCAUCUGCAAGGUCUUUGUGUCCACCUACUACACGCUGGCCCUGGCCACCUGCUUUACUGUGGCCUCCCUCUCCUACCACCGCAUGUGGAUGGUGCGUUGGCCAGUCAACUACCGCCUCAGCAACGCCAAGAAGCAGGCACUGCACGCCGUCAUGGGCAUCUGGAUGGUCAGCUUCAUCCUCUCCACCCUGCCCUCCAUCGGCUGGCACAACAAUGGCGAGCGCUACUACGCCCGCGGCUGCCAGUUCAUUGUCUCCAAGAUCGGCCUGGGCUUUGGUGUCUGCUUCAGCCUCCUGCUGCUUGGGGGCAUUGUCAUGGGGCUGGUCUGUGUGGCCAUCACCUUCUACCAGACGCUGUGGGCCCGGCCCCGGAGGGCUAGGCAGGCCCGGAGAGCGGGGGUUGGGGGUGGGGCCAGGGGGGGUGGGCCAGGGGGCUUGGGUACCCGUCCGGCCUUUGAGGUGCCAGCCAUCGUGGUGGAGGAUGCCCGGGGGAAGCGGCGGUCCUCGCUGGACGGCUCUGAGUCGGCCAAGACAUCUCUGCAGGUUACCAACUUGGUCAGCGCCAUCGUCUUUCUCUAUGACUCCCUCACAGGGGUGCCCAUCUUGGUGGUGAGCUUCUUCUCCCUGAAGUCGGACUCGGCUCCCCCCUGGAUGGUGCUCGCUGUGCUGUGGUGCUCCAUGGCACAGACGCUGCUGCUGCCGUCCUUCAUCUGGUCCUGCGAGCGCUACCGCGCGGACGUGCGCACGGUGUGGGAGCAGUGCGUGACUAUCAUGUCCGAGGAGGACGGCGAGGACGAUGGGGGCUGUGAUGACUACGCGGAUGGCCGAGUGUGCAAAGUUCGCUUUGAUGCCAACGGGGCCACAGGGCCAGGGGGCAGGGACCCCACCCAAGUAAAGUUGCUACCUGGACGGCACAUGCUGUUUCCACCUCUUGAGAGGGUCCACUACUUACAGGUCCCUCUGUCUCGCCGUCUGUCCCAUGAUGAGACCAACAUCUUCUCUACUCCUCGGGCACCAGGCUCCUUCCUGCACAAGUGGUCCUCCUCUGAUGACAUCCGGGUCCUCCCAGCCCAGAGCCGGGCCCUUGGGGGCCCCCCUGAACACUUGGGACCAAGGCAGAGGCUGGAGGACGAGGAGGAUGAGGAGGAGGCUGGAGGUGGGGGGCUGGCCACCCUCCGCCAGUUCCUGGAGGGUGGGGUUCUGGGCUCAGGUGGGGGACCCCCACGGGGUCCAGGCUUCUUCCGAGAGGAGAUCACCACCUUCAUUGAUGAGACACCUCUGCCUUCUCCAGCCGCCUCGCCGGGGCCCUCUCCUCGCCGGCCCAGGCCUCUGGGGGUCUCACCCCGCCGACUCUCCCUGGGGUCCCCUGAUACCCGAGCCAUUGGACUUCCUUUGGGGCUCAGUGCAGGGCGACGCUGCUCCCUGACGGGAGGCGAAGGGAGCACAAAAGCCUGGGGAGGAUCCUGGGGCCCAGGGAACCCCAUCUUCCCCCAGCUGACUCUGUGAGCCCAAGUGGGCCUGCUGGACUCAGAGAAGGGGGCCUGGGUGGGGAACACCUCCUUCCAUUCCUGAGCCUCCUGACUCUGGGGAGAUGGGCAGGAAUCGGGGCCCCGGAACCCCGGCUGGCUCCCAUCCCAGUCACCAGACACUUGCCUCACCUGCCAUCCUCCCUAACAAGUAUUAAAGUCGAAGUGUUACCAUGGAAA
Messenger RNA from Capra hircus (goat), 2504 nucleotides. It is a transcript of the gene GPR162, whose product is annotated as G protein-coupled receptor 162. NCBI's taxonomy places the organism in Eukaryota, Metazoa, Chordata, Mammalia, Artiodactyla, Bovidae. The record is from RefSeq and is a predicted model, not a curated record. Gene Ontology annotation, molecular function: G protein-coupled receptor activity. Gene Ontology annotation, cellular component: membrane. Bases 538 to 2304 code for a protein of 588 amino acids. The transcript has 5 exons. Gene Ontology annotation, biological process: G protein-coupled receptor signaling pathway.